Rhincodon typus (whale shark) is the source of this 2181-nucleotide messenger RNA. RefSeq names its product WD repeat-containing protein 72-like. The record is from RefSeq and is a predicted model, not a curated record. Gene Ontology annotation, biological process: protein localization to plasma membrane. NCBI's taxonomy places the organism in Eukaryota, Metazoa, Chordata, Chondrichthyes, Orectolobiformes, Rhincodontidae. Gene Ontology annotation, molecular function: protein binding. Bases 109 to 2181 code for a protein of 690 amino acids. Gene Ontology annotation, cellular component: cytoplasm. The transcript has 15 exons.
CAGCAACGUCAGCCCUUGAUUCCGCCUUUGAUGUGAGAGUAGCCUGGAAGCGCUCUAAACCCAUCGAUCGCCCAGUCUCACUAACAACUCCAAUCAGGUACUUUGGUCAUGAUGAAGAGUAUUGUCCAGCCAAUAGCAGUGUGGGAGAGGAAAGCACCAUCUCACUCAAUCUGUGCUCUAAUGUUAACUGACGAUCAGCGAACUAUUGUGACAGGGAGUCAGGAAGGGCAGAUUUGCCUCUGGAAUCUGUCUCCUGAUUUCAAGACGCUACCAAGAAUCUUCCUGUUUGGUCACACUUCUCCCAUUACUUGCCUUGGCAAAGCAAGUGAAAAGCAACCAUGUGUUGUCAGUGCAGCUGAAAAUGGGGAGAUGUGUCUCUGGAAUGUUACCAGUGGCCAAUGUAUAGAACAUACAAAACUGCCCUUCACCCACACUGCAAUCAAUUACUAUUACCGUUCGUUUCGGAUGUCUGGAGAUGGCUGGUUGCUUUGUUGUGGACAGUAUCAGGAUGUGCUGGUUAUUGAUGCAUGCACCCUGGAGCUUUGCCAUGCUCUUGUUUCAUCUGCCACACCCGACUGGAUCAGCUCAAUGUGUAUCGUCCGUUCUCAAAGGAUUCAAGAGGAUUCCUUAGUGGCCAUAUCAGUGACAGGAGACCUGAAAGUGUGGGACCUUUCUUCAUCAGUUAAUGGUAUCCAGGCGAGAGAGGAUGUUUUUGAAGCAGAAUCCAAGUCACUCCAAUGUUUUAAUUGUCAAGCGGUCUGUUUCUGUACUUAUACCGAACGUUUGCUAUUAGUAGUUUGCUCUGAUUGCUGGAAGGUAUUUGAUUACUGUGACUUCUCAUUGCUGUGUUUUGUGAACUGCAAUACCGGUCACCACUGGGCUGGUGGGGAAGUCUUGGCUGCAAACAAAAUAAUCAUUUGGACCGAGACCGGGCAGAGCUACAUUUACCAGCUGCCUGACAGGUGGGGUCAGAUGGGGAAACCACGUGAAAAGUUCAGCAGCCUGUUUAAAGCUGGCAUUUUUACUUCCCAUGGACAUUCAUUAACUGAAACUGUUUCACCUCGUCUGCUCUGCUAUACAUCAAAAGAUGUUAAUGGGAAGUUUCUCCAGGCAAUUCUGAUUUUUAUCAACGAGCGUAAGGAACCGUUUCAUAAGAUUCUGUUCUGUGGUGAAGCAUCAGGAACGAUUUCCAUGUGGCACAUUCCUGACGUUCCAAUGGCCAACCGCGAUGGUUCCCCUCAAGAGAUUCAGAUAGCUACGACGUUGAGUCUUCAAGGAGCAUUUGAACAACAUAAGACCUUGACAGAAGAAAUAACUGGUCAGCUUGGGGUACUUCCAAAUGGAAUCCAGACUGGUUUGAUUACAGCUAGUGUCUAUAUUCCCAAUCUUGACAAUCUGGUUUGUGGAUGUGAGAAUGGGAGAAUUAUAAUCACUCUUGGUUUGCAUGCUGCCCGGGCUCAACUCCUGAUGGAACACUCUUUGUUGAAAGCCUGGUUACCCCACAGGAUUCUGGUGGGCCACUGUGCUAAAGUCACCUGUCUCCUCCACCCAUUCAAUAAAUCUACAACCUUUGACACCAGCUGGUUGGUCUCUGGAGAUGAGGAUUCGAAUGUGAUUUGGUGGGAUAUGUUCAAAGGAGAGGUUCUGCACAAAUUUGUGUUGCACGCAGGCCCAGUUCUGAACCUGUCAGUAUGCCCAGAAGACUGCAGUCCAGAGAUCCACCAGUGUAUUUGCUGCUUAGCAAAUGAUAAUUCUGUAGCAUUGUUGAGUCUUCAAUACCGAACAUGCUUGAUGCAUGCAAGAAAACAUCUUUCACCUGUGAAGAUAAUAAAAUGGCGUCCAGCAGAAGACCUCCUUAUAGUUGGAUGUGAUGAUGGUGCAGCUUACGUCUGGGAUGUUGAGACUGGUACACUUGAUCGACAUGAGAUCGGUGAUAUUGCAAAAGCAAUCAUUGCUUCAUGUGAUGACACAUCAUCUACGUUUGUGAAUGUGAUGGAUUCAGUAUCUUUGGGAGUGAAACCUCCAGAUCCAAUCAAAAAGAAGAACACCAGCUACAAACAAUCUGGCUCUUUCAAAUUCAGCUCCUCUUCACCUGCGUUCCAAAUUGCUGAAAGCUCUAAAUCUGCAGAGAAGUUCCUAAAGCUAGUUUGGAUUCAGCAGCUUCUGGUAUACACCCCUUAA